UAAUCUUUUCUUUCUUUCUUUCUUGCUUUUUUUUCUGUUUUGCUGAAAAGCAUGGGAGGCACAAUACCACCUGCUCCAGCCAAUGCCUCCACAGAGGAGACAAGUAAGGGCAAAGCAGAGGAGCAGCCAGAGGAACCGGUUAAAUCACCUGAGCCAGAAAGUGAAGAGAGUGACUUAGAAAUUGACAACGAGGGUGUGAUUGAACCAGACAGUGACGACCCUCAAGAAAUGGGAGAUGAAAAUGUGGAGGUAACUGAAGAGAUGAUGGAUCAAGCUAAUGAAAAGAAGGUGGAGGCUAUAAACGCUCUGAGUGAAGGUGAGCUUCAGAAGGCCGUCGACUUGUUCACCGAAGCCAUCAAACUGAAUCCUUGUUUGGCCAUCCUGUACGCCAAGAGGGCGAGUGUUUUUGUGAAACUACAGAAGCCAAAUGCUGCCAUUAGAGACUGUGACAGAGCCAUCAAGAUUAAUCCUGACUCAGCACAGACCUACAAAUGGAGGGGGAAAGCACAUAGACUUCUGGGUCACUGGGAAGAAGCUGCACAUGAUCUUGCAUUGGCUUGUAAACUGGAUUAUGAUGAAGAUGCUAGUGCGAUGCUGAAGGAGGUGCAACCAAGAGCUCAGAAAAUUGCAGAACAUCGCCGAAAAUAUGAGCGGAAGCGUGAAGAAAAGGAAAUCAAGGAAAGAAUGGAGAGAGUGAAGAAGGCACGAGAGGAGCAUGAGAGAGCACAAAGGGAGGAAGAAGCAAGACGGCAGGCAGGAGGAGCUCAGUUUGGUGGUUUCCCAGGUGGCUUCCCAGGUGGAUUCCCUGGGGCUAUGCCUGGAGGUAUGCCAGGAAUGGCAGGUAUGCCAGGUCUCAAUGAGAUUCUCAGUGACCCAGAAGUCCUUGCGGCCAUGCAGGAUCCAGAAGUUAUGGUUGCAUUCCAAGAUGUUGCCCAGAACCCGGCAAAUAUGUCCAAGUACCAGAAUAACCCCAAGGUCAUGAAUCUCAUCAGUAAAUUGUCUGCCAAAUUCGGCAGUAAGCCGUAAAAUCCCUGGUUCUUAAAAAUCAUAUCUCAGUGGGAAGGAUUGAUUUGGUUAACCAGUGUUGCAAUAAAACAAACCAUUUUACCUCUGAUCCUCUUAAGAAGAGAAAUGGGGUGUUCUAAGGAGAAUAGCUCUCUAGCCCCAUGUGUUGAACUUACUCAUGAUUGGUUUAUAGCACUCAAAUUAUAUUCAAAUAGCAUACACUUUCAACCAUCCCUCCUUACCUAAGAGUUUGCAACCUUUUCUUUAAGUAUUAAAGACAGUUUCCUCUGAAUGAAGACUCUUGUAAGAAAUUGUAAUGUUCCUGGGGUGUAAGAUACAACCUCUUAUAGUUUUGGGGUUUUUUUAUUCUCUGUGAGCAAAGAGGAAAGAACUUUAGACAGAUGAAGUCUGUCUUGCCCACUUAGGACAGAAAAGUUGAUCUAGUUAUAAAUAGCAAAGGUGAGACAAGUCUGAAGAAUUAACUGGAUAAAGGAAUUCUCUGCAAAUGCAAGUCCUUAUUUUUUUAAAUGAGUGACUGUCUUUAUAUAGCUAUUAAAAAAUUAUCGAUAUAACCAUGCUAGCUAGUUAUACACUGGAACUUCUGGCAGUGCUGCAAAUAAUUUAUAUUUUGAUUACCACAACUGUGCAGCAAAGGUGCAGCCCUAUCCUUUGCACAACCUCGCAUGAAAUACAUAUUGCAGAUGCCACAGAGGUUUUGUUGCUUGCUCAAUUCUUGUCCGGCACCUUUGUGUAACAUUUUAUUUAUCAAGUUGCUUAUGGAAGAGCAGGUUACUGUCUGUACUUGCGCUCAUAUCCUUUCCCAAUUGGCAGGUCCUCAGCUGGUUGCACUCACCUUUCCUGGGGCUGUGCUUACCGGGUUUCAUCUAUUUGGAAAUUUUAGGGGAAGAAUCUUGUUCCUAUCACUACCUCUGUCCUGUUGAAUGCAAGCCAUCCAGAACAUGUAAAUACAGAGUUAUAAAUCAGUUAAGGGGAGAGUGCCCAACAAAAUUGCAGCUCUGGUUUCUGAAUGGGUUUGAGUUCUUAACAUGCUUACAGACAAAAGUCCUUGGCCAAAGUUGGCUUUUUUUUUUCUUUCUUUCUCUUUCUUUCUUUCUUUCUUUUUCCUGCUGUUGCCUGUUUGGAGAUGAUGACUCUUCCUUCACCGCAUACUGUAGUCUUCCUUUUUUUUUUUUUUGUAUCCCUUUCUUUAAAAAAUGCUCUUGUCCUGUUUUCAAAUUCCAAUUCAUGUUUUUGAGGCUUGUGAUACAGAGGAAGAGGUGAAGUAAUUGGAGCAGACAAA
Messenger RNA from Struthio camelus australis, 2305 nucleotides. NCBI's taxonomy places the organism in Eukaryota, Metazoa, Chordata, Aves, Struthioniformes, Struthionidae. The record is from RefSeq and is a predicted model, not a curated record.